Messenger RNA from Acanthopagrus latus (yellowfin seabream), 1034 nucleotides. It is a transcript of the gene ap4s1, whose product is annotated as adaptor related protein complex 4 subunit sigma 1. The record is from RefSeq and is a predicted model, not a curated record. Gene Ontology annotation, biological process: protein transport; vesicle-mediated transport. The transcript is spliced from 6 exons. Gene Ontology annotation, cellular component: intracellular membrane-bounded organelle. Lineage: Eukaryota; Metazoa; Chordata; Actinopteri; Spariformes; Sparidae. Bases 276 to 710 code for a protein of 144 amino acids.
GACUCUACUGCGCAUGCGUUCGAAAUGCUAACAGGUCCAGUUAGCUUCCUGUUGACAGCUGAGUCCUCUCGCUGGUUUCACAGAGAAAUAAAACUUUACUAUAAUUGUAACUGAACUGUGAGAGAGUGGCUGGUUGCGACGGCUUGUCGUCUACAAAGAAAAACUUCAGUCAAGCUAACAGCAGCUAACAGCAGUUAGCUUGUUGUUGCUGUUGUUAGCCCGUGUGAUGGAGCGCAUUUAGCUGCAGUUCGGCUACAAGCUAACAGCUGCCGACAAUGAUAAAGUUCAUGCUCAUGGUGAACCGGCAGGGUCAGACCAGACUGUCCAGGUAUUACACACCUGUGGAGCUGAGCAGGAGAGCUGUGCUGGAGGCCGACGUGGUCCGCUGCUGCCUGAGCCGCAAGAAGGACCAGUGUUCCUUCGUGGAGUAUAAAGACUUCAAACUGGUCUAUCGUCAGUAUGCUGCUCUGUACAUCGUGGUGGGAGUCACAGACAGCGAGAACGAGCUGUCCGUCUACGAGCUGGUUCAUAACUUUGUGGAGGUUUUGGAUAAAUACUUCAGCCGGGUGAGUGAACUGGACAUCAUGUUCAACCUGGACCGAGUCCACAUCAUCCUGGACGAGAUGAUCCAGAACGGACACAUCGUGGAGACGAACAGGAGCCGCGUGCUCGCACCGCUCACCGCUCUCGACAAGAUGGCCGACAGCUGAGGCUCACAAACCCGCAGGAAGUGAUGUCACAGAUUGAAGAAGCAACGUUGGCGCAACAGAAGUCAGAUGGCCCGUGUUGAUGCUCUGAUUAGCAUGUUAGCAUGCUAAUACAGCAGCAUGGACUCAGUUCAGAUGGUCGACUUCACUGAAAUCUGGUUCUUUAGACGUGAACACACAGAUUAAAGGGUCAGUUCACCAAAACUAUAAAGACGUCUGCAGUUAUCGUCAUGACAUGUUGACUUUGUGUGAAGAGUGAUUCUGGUGCCGAAACACAAACAAACAGUUUUAUUUUGUAAUAAAAGUUAAAGUAUAAAAUGAGUCAAA